GGAGAGGAAGAGAGACAGAAAGAGCCAGAGUUGGAGAGAAAGAGGGGGAAAGAAAAAAGAAGCUGCACUCGGGUUUGCCAGUGGUCGUGCACAGUCUUCCAACAUUUACUCGGUCCUCUUGUUUUUUUCUUCUUCUUCUUUUUCUUCUCCUUCGUCCGCACCGCCCCUCCUUCCUUGUCCAGCUCUCCCUCUCUGUGACUCCUAUGCAGAUCAGAUUUGAACCAAAAGCACGUGCCGAUUUGCCAACCCUUUUUUUUCUUGUGUGUGUGUGCAUGUUUUUUUGUCAUCAAGAUAAUUUUUUCUACAAUUUUUUUCAAAGAAGCUUGUUUUGAUUUUUUGAUUAAUUGGUUCUUUUCAGCAUAAUUGCUUUUAUUUAUUUCAUGCACAACCAGCUCUUUAAAAAUCUAUAUUCAGACAGAGAUAUUGCAAAACUUGUCUUCACUCUCCUUCUGUUGAGCUCUUGAGCAGCACCUCUUGCGCAGGUCUUACUCCAGUACCUCCUGUGUUCCUGRGCUGGUAUUACACUCUGCCUUUUUGGCCUGUCAGAUUCUCCCCCUCCUGCUGCUUUUAUUUGGGAAAUUUUAAGCUUCUGUUUUUCCUUUUUUCUUUCAUUUUUUUCAUUUUUUUUUUUUUUUUUGGUCUUUAGUUUUCCAAAAUCCCAGCGCUCAACAAUACACUACCGGUUCUGCUUUAAAACGUUCUGUGCAAUCGCUGGAGUGAAUUUAUGAUGAAAGAGCAAAAUGGAUGAAUUCCACCCCUUCAUCGAGGCCCUCCUGCCCCACGUCCGCGCCUUCGCCUACACCUGGUUCAACCUGCAGGCCCGCAAGCGCAAAUACUUCAAGAAGCACGAGAAGCGCAUGUCCAAGGAGGAAGAGCGUGCGGUGAAGGAUGAGCUUCUUGGAGAGAAGCCAGAGAUUAAGCAGAAGUGGGCCUCGCGCCUGCUGGCCAAGCUCCGCAAGGACAUCCGGCCUGAGUUCCGUGAGGACUUUGUGCUCACCAUCACAGGCAAAAAGCCCCCCUGCUGCGUGCUGUCCAACCCCGACCAGAAGGGCAAGAUCCGCCGCAUCGACUGCCUGCGUCAGGCCGACAAGGUGUGGCGGCUGGACCUGGUGAUGGUCAUCCUGUUCAAGGGCAGCCCCCUAGAGAGCACGGACGGGGAGCGGCUGGUCAAGUCUCCACAGUGCACCAACCCCGGCCUGUGRGUCCAGCCGCACCACAUCGGAGUGUCCGUCAAGGAGCUGGACCUUUACCUGGCCUACUUCGUCCACACGCCAG
This is a messenger RNA of Austrofundulus limnaeus, 1275 nucleotides long. Its product is annotated as nuclear factor 1 X-type. The record is from RefSeq and is a predicted model, not a curated record. Gene Ontology annotation, molecular function: DNA-binding transcription factor activity, RNA polymerase II-specific; RNA polymerase II cis-regulatory region sequence-specific DNA binding. NCBI's taxonomy places the organism in Eukaryota, Metazoa, Chordata, Actinopteri, Cyprinodontiformes, Rivulidae. Gene Ontology annotation, cellular component: nucleus. Gene Ontology annotation, biological process: regulation of transcription by RNA polymerase II.